CGUGCGCCGAAACGCUCGGGGUCCGCUACGAUAUCGUGCCGAUCGGCGCCCCGGUCGACGCGGUCAAUGAAAAUCUUGCGAAAGUAUUCGAGGGCCGCGCUCCCGAUAUCACCGAGGAAAACCUUCAAUCGCGCAUGCGCGGCACCAUUUUGAUGGCGGUCUCCAACAAGUUGGGCUCGCUGCUGAUUACCACGGGCAACAAGUCCGAGAUGGCGGUUGGCUACGCCACGAUCUACGGCGACAUGAACGGCGCCUACAACCCGAUCAAGGACAUGCUCAAGAUGCAGGUCUAUGGGCUGGCCGAAUGGCGCAAUUCCUACUAUCCGACCGACGUGCGCGGACCAGCGGGCGUGGUCAUCCCCCCCGAGAUUAUUUCCAAGGCGCCAAGCGCCGAAUUGCGGCCCGACCAGACCGAUCAGGAUUCCCUGCCGCCCUAUCCGGUGCUCGAUGCGAUCAUCGAGGCUCUGAUCGAAGAGGAAUUGUCGCUGGCCGAAAUCGUUGCAAAAGGGUUCGAUGCAGACCUGGUCAAACGCAUCGAGCGGCUGAUCUAUGUCGCCGAGUUCAAGAGGCGCCAGUCGGCCCCCGGACCCAAGCUCACGGCCAAGGCAUUCGGUAUUGGGCGGAAAUACCCGAUCACUUCGGGUGUUGUCGUUCGCUAUGCGCCCUCGCCGACGGGCCGCCUGCAUUUGGGCAAUGCGCGCCCGUUGAUCCUCAACUGGCUGUUCGCGCGCAAGAAUUCGGGCAAGUUCAUCCUGCGUUUUGACGACACCGACACGGCUCGCUCGACCGAAGCGUUUGCAAAGGGCAUCGAAGCCGACCUCGAUUGGCUGGGCAUCUUGCCCGACAUCAAGGUGCGCCAGUCAGAUCGGCUCGAUCUCUAUGAUGUCGCACGCGACAGACUGAUCGCCGACGGGCGGCUCUAUCCGGCCUAUGAAACUGCCGAUGAACUUGAUCGAAAGCGCAA
Symbiodinium necroappetens is the source of this 964-nucleotide messenger RNA. The record is from the annotation of a GenBank genome assembly. NCBI's taxonomy places the organism in Eukaryota, Dinophyceae, Suessiales, Symbiodiniaceae.